Molecule: messenger RNA, 2291 nt
Organism: Fukomys damarensis (Damara mole-rat)
Lineage: Eukaryota; Metazoa; Chordata; Mammalia; Rodentia; Bathyergidae
Gene: Preb
Product: prolactin regulatory element binding
Exons: 9
Coding region: 610-1653 (347 amino acids)
Biological process (GO): protein secretion
Cellular component (GO): endoplasmic reticulum membrane
Molecular function (GO): guanyl-nucleotide exchange factor activity; protein binding; GTPase activator activity
Source: RefSeq, a predicted model, not a curated record
GGUGAAUUGUAUGGCAUGCAAAUUAUAUCUCAGUGAAGGUGUUAGGAAAAUGGUUAUAAAUUGCAUCAUAAGCCGUCUCGGUGAUGAAGGUGAAACUGAGGCAUUCGACAGUUCUGCCUGCUUCACAGUUUUGUCACAGACCAGCCCUGCAGAAGGCCCGAGUGAGGUUCUAUGACAUCAGCAUCUGGCCUCUGUGACCCAGGCACCCACGCCCCCCGAAAUGGGGCCUUCAGCUCCCACUGGGGGCCGCAAGACCGCCCCUUAGACUUGUCUCCGUCUCUCAGAGGCUUUUACCUGCUGGCCUUGCUGCUGCUGUGGCUGCUGGGUGUGGCACACCAUCUGGGCCAGGGCCCGGGCGAUCCAGACAACACCAACAUUAGGGGGGACAGGUGGUCAGGGGACCAAUGACUGGAGUCCAGGAUGCUUGAAGAAUCUCACAGUCCAGAUUAGGAGGCCGAACACGGUCGCACACAGGACCUCUGGCUGGCUGCUGGAGGCACACGGCAACAGACAGAAUCUGGGCUCAGGCAUUUUCUGCGGCUAGAACAGAUUGAUGGGCACCUGAGCGCCUCCUUGCUGCACUCUCAUGACACAGAGACACGGGCCACCAUGAACCUGGCACUGGCUGGUGACAUCCUUGCUGCAGGGCAGGAUGCUCACUGUCAGCUCCUGCGCUUCCGGGCCCAUCAGCAGAAGGGAAGCAAGGCAGAGAAGGCAGGUUCCAGAGAGCAGGGGCCUCGACCAAGAAAGGGGGCAGCCCCGGAAGAGAAGAAAUGGGGAGCUGAAACCCAUCGUGACGGGGCAGAGCUCAAAGUAGAGAACCUGAAGGCGGUGCAGACAGACUUUGGCCUGCAGAAAGAUAUACUGCAGAAAGUUGUGUGCUUCAACCAUGAUAAUACCCUGAUUGCCACUGGAGGGACAGAUGGCCACAUUCGUGUCUGGAAGGUACCCAGCCUGGAGAAGGUUCUGGAGUUCAAAGCCCAUGAAGAUGAGAUUGAAGACCUGACUUUGGGGCCUGAUGGCAAGUUGGUAACUGUAGGCCGGGACCGUAAGGCCUUCGUGUGGCAGAAAGAUCAGCUAGUAACACAGUUGCACUGGCAAGAGAACGGACCCAGCUUUUCUAACACACCUUACCGCUACCGGGCUUGCAGGUUUGGGCAGGUUCCAGACCAGCCCUGUGGGCUGCGACUCUUCACAGUGCAGAUCCCCCAGAAGCACCUGCAGCAGCACCCGCCCUGCUACCUCACAGCCUGGGACACUUCCACCUUCUUGCCCCUUCGGACUAAGUCCUGUGGCCAUGAAGUAAUCUCCUGCCUCAGUGUCAGUGAAUCGGGCACCUUCCUAGGCCUGGGCACGGUCACUGGCUCUGUUGCCAUCUACAUAGCUUUCUCUCUCCAGCGCCUCUAUUACGUGAGGGAGUCUCAUAGCUUUGUGGUGACGGAUGUGGUCUUUCUACCUGAGAAAGGUCGUGGACCAGAGCUUCUCGGGUCCCAUGAAACUGCCUUGUUCUCUGUGGCUGCGGACAGUCGCUGCCAGCUGCACCUGCUGCCCUCACGGCGGAGUGUUCCUGUGUGGCUGCUGCUCCUGCUAUGUGUCGGGCUCAUCGUCAUGACCAUCCUGCUACUGCAGAGUGCCUUUCCAGGUUUUCUUUAGCCUUCCUGCUCUCUGGGAAUCAGGCAUGGACACUGCCACCGUCCAGAGGAGAGUGGAGACCUGGACUCCUACUGCUCACCUCACUUGGGCCUACAACUGAGACUGCCUGUGAUGAGGGGCAGGGCCUGCCCUUCUCAGUUAAUGCUUGGCUGUGGCCCUCCCUGAGUCUGGUCCUGAGGGCCCUACAUUCGUCACCUGUGGAUCCACCCAGGAUAGUGGUGUUUGAAGCCAGACCGCACUACCUGCCUCCUUCCUUUUGUCCACCAGAGGCUCCAAAGCUGAACGUGCCCUUCUCCAGAAACAUGAAGAUGUCCAAGAGCCUGGAGGCACUGCUAUCCUUCCUGCAGACACAAUCAGUUACUCCUCCUCCCCUUACAGUCUUCACAUGAAGCUCCUGGCUUUUGCUGGGAAGAGGACUGGCCUGGCCCUUGCUGUUAGGGCGUAGAAGGGCAAGAAAGGUGACUCAGGUAGUAAUCUGUGGGUUCAGAUGGGCCGCACCGAGCCAGCCCGGCUAAAUACACAGUAAGCCCCUGGAUCAUCUAUCCCAGACUUAAGGAAAGGGAAAAUGAACCUCAGCCCAAUAGGCAGGAAGGGUUGAUUAUUUAAUAAACAAGGGAAAACUGAGCUGAGACCCCAAA